Eruca vesicaria subsp. sativa (arugula) is the source of this 2606-nucleotide messenger RNA. Lineage: Eukaryota; Viridiplantae; Streptophyta; Magnoliopsida; Brassicales; Brassicaceae. The record is from the annotation of a GenBank genome assembly.
CGUUUCCACUUUUCCAAUAUAUAAAAGCUCCUUCCUGCCUCUUUAAUGGCGAGAGGACCCAUCUCCAGGAAUUAACAGUAACCCUCAUUUAUUAUCUUUACAAUUUUUCUUUAAGAUAAAGAAAAAAGAUCCUCUUUCAUUAGAUUGGUAGAUGAAGAGACAAGGGUCGCUUUAAUUUUCGCCAAAGAUCUUCAAAAACCCAACCUUCAAUCAUGUUGUGCACUUUUUCUGUUCUGUAAGAAGAAACAAAAAUUGCGGUUUUUAAACUCUAAAUAAAAGUUUAUCACAAAGCUCUCAGUGCUUGAUUGGCUCCACUGUCUCUGUAAAGAAAAAGUUUGCAAUUUUUUCUGUCCCAUUUCAACCUCAAUGCUCAGUGGUUUUUGAGAAUCGGUUUUGUACUGAUUGAGGACAGAGUUUUGUGGAUGAUUUUGUGACUUCUUUGAUCAUCAAUGGAGAGAAGGAGAUCACCAAGAAGCAGCAAGAGUCCUGGAACUGCAAUUUUUCCUAAAAGCCCUCUUGUCUACGAGAGUUAUAAGUCUGGUUGUGGUUGGAAACUGAUUAACUUCUUCGACUUCAGACAUGUCAAAUCUGGUAAUAAGAGACUGAGUUCAGAGAAAAAAAUCAUCAGAGACUCUGCUGGUAAUGUUUAUACUAAAAGUCAGCUUGAUUUGCUCAAGAAACUUCAUGAGAAAUGUCAGUGUCCUGAUAGGAGUGUGGAAGGAGAGAACUCAUGUAAGCCUAAAACGAGGAGAAGAUCUUUUAGUUCUGAAAGAGAAGAUGAGAGCUAUGAACCAAAACCUGUCCAUGGAUUACUAGAGAGAGAGGUAAAGAGGAUCAAGAAUCUAAGAGAAGAUAAGCAAAAGCAACUUUCUUUGAGUGAAAUUGACAAGACAAAUGAUAAGGAUAAGCAAAUGGAUCUGAAGAAUGGGAGAGAGGGUAAGAAGACCUCAGAGAUUAACCUUCAAGUUUGUGUGAAUGAAACUGCUGAAACUUUGAUCUGUUCCAAGGCAGAGGAGAAAGGAAAAGACCGGUCUAAGCAGUUCAUGGAAGCAUUAGAUAUUCUAAGUUCGAACAAAGAGUUGUUCAUUACACUCUUACAAGAUCCUAAUUCAUUCUCAGUCAAAAAAGGUCAAGACUUAGAGAGACCUAAGGUGAAGGAACGGCUUGAUAGACCUCCUUCAGUGGCUAAUGAUUUGGAUGAUAUUGUUCUCUUGAAGCCUAGAUUAUCAGGCUCGGUUGAUGAUAGAAAGUACCUGAGAUUCAAACAUCUAGCCAAGAAGUUGAAGCUUGUUGUUGGAUCUAACAAAGACUGCAACCAUGAAGAAACUAAAGAGGCUGCCGCUUUCAGAACAGGUGAUGUUUCUACAAGUGCAGUUGGCUAUAGAAGCCCGGAGUCACCUGCGUUUAGGCGCAAGAAACGAGUUGUAUCUGAUGUCUUCAAGCUAAGUAUGGAAAACGAUGUUUUGCCAAGGAGGUUCACAGUGGAAAGGCAACAGGAGAGAUCAGAUUCAUCACCGGUUUACGAAGUUCCUAAAUCAUUGAAUAGCUUGCAGACGAAACUCAAAGAGAGAAGACAGAGGUUGGAGAAGAAACGAGAGAGCUUCAAGUUGUGGUCCUUGGACAAUGACUUGGAGGUUUUUGAUCCAAAUAGGUCUCUCAACGACAAUAGUACAGGUUCUGCUGACUACACAAGUCUGAGAACUCCUGCAGUAGACGGUAUUGAGGAAGAUAGAUAUCUAGAGAGCACAUCAGCUGAGUCGAGUUCAAGUAUAGAAAGACGAGGCAGAAACAUUCAUGACCUGAACCAGGAGCAGGAGCAACCAAGUCCUGUCUCAGUUCUAGAGAGGAGGAUUCAUAUGUUAGACGAAACAGUUAGCUCCAGAAACAAAGAGCAGAUUGGAUUGUUAUCUUUUGAUCUUCUCAACAAAGACUCUGUUCAUGAGUUUGUGAAGCAACAUCUUCAAGCUUCAAGACUGAACUGGACAAAUCUCAUGGCCAGAUGCAACGAGGAAACAUCACUACUAGACGAGUUCUCACACGGUAGUCACAACAACGACCAGCUUCUUCUUGUUCUUGACUAUACAGAUGAGAUUCUCCGUGAGAUAUACCGUAAAGACAUCAAGUUUUGGCCUUUCAAGCCAUCGGAGAGGUCGAGAGUUGUCAAUCUACCAUCUUCCAUUAGAGAAGAAGAUCUGAUUCACGAGACUAUGAGACGUUUUGACUGGAGUUUACUCUGCUGUGACACUCCAAGAACAUUGGAUCAGGUCAUUAAAACUGAUGUGAUGAAGCCAUGUCUUUGGUUGGAUUGUGGUGGUGAAUCUGAAGGUGUUGUCUCUGAUGUAGUUGAAAACAUUAUGCAAGGGUUGGUGCUUGAGAUCUCUCAUGAGCUUAACAAUGCAGAUUAGGGAUAUGGAUUAAAAUGAAUCUCAGUGGACUAUUCAACAUUUUUUUUGCUAUGUAUAUAAAUCAGUUUAAGAAUCUUUUAAUUAGUUUUCUAUAGGGCUGCGGCUUCCUUUAGAUUGUUUUAGUUCAGUUUUCAUAAAAUUAUACCAAACUAAAGUGAACAAGUUUUUGAUUUUGGUUUUCGGUUAAGGUAGUGCCAAAAU